Molecule: messenger RNA, 400 nt
Organism: Bursaphelenchus xylophilus (pine wood nematode)
Lineage: Eukaryota; Metazoa; Nematoda; Chromadorea; Rhabditida; Aphelenchoididae
Source: the annotation of a GenBank genome assembly
AUGGCCUCGCUUCUCCAGAUUUGUAUCCUCUUCCUGACGGUAUGUAUAGUCGUCGACGGCAGAUUCUACCGAAACAUUCCCUUACCUCGAAGUCCGCAGAAGUUGAUCAGCCUCGAAGUGCCAUCGGAAGAACCUCAGAUCAUCUUCGAACCCUCUCACAAAGUGCACAAUCAUUUGCUCGCCCUGAGGCCAGACUAUGCGCUUUUUAAAUUGGCCGAGGUCUUCAAGAGUUUUCUUGACCGGCGAUUUGAUCCCAGUCUCAUUAAUAAAGGUGAGAAAGCACUAAAUCAAUAUUUAACAAAUGUUAUGCUUGUUUUACUGAUCGUAUCUUCUCAAUCUUUAAAUUUCAGAAAAAGCGGACAGUUUUCUGCGGCAUCAACUCCGGAAUUCUCUUCAAUAA